CUCAUCAAACAAUCCCCAACAAAACUUCAACUCCCAACACUACCAACAACCACAUCCUCACCAACAACAACUUUUGACCUCAUCGAAAUAUUGGAAGCACACAUCAUCCUGUAAUCGCAGAAGGACCGUUGGACUGACCAGUGAUCAGAAGGACAUGUGCCAGAAAAACCUUGACCUCAUGACCUCUGUCGUUCAAGCAGCCAAACAAACAAUUGAUGUCUGCCAAGAAAUUUUUUUUGAAAAAAGAUGGAAUUGUUCUACUAUACUGAAUGCCCCCAAGUUUUUGCCCGAUCUUACAGGAGGCAGUAGAGAACAAGCAUUCGUGUACAGUUUAGCAGCAGGGAGUUUGGCUCAGACGAUUGCGAAGGCCUGCAGUUCAGGUCUGACAUCGAAGUGUGGGUGCGCACAGAUCCCGACAGAACCAGCCCCUGGAAACUUCAGAUGGGGAGGGUGCGGGGACGAUGUGAAAUUCGGAGUGGCUUUCAGUCGCCAGUUUACCGAUCAGACAGAGUCGAGGAGAAAGAAGAGAUCGAAGGAUGUCCUGAUGAAUGUGCACAAUGCACACGUUGGAAGGAAGAUGUUGGCGGAUAGCAUAGCUCCGAUCUGCAAAUGCCACGGAGUUUCAGGAUCGUGCUCGGUAAAAACUUGUUUCAAGUCACUUCCGGCAUUGAAAGUGGUAGCAGUCAUGUUGCAGAACCGAUAUUCGGCGGCUGUGGAGAUGGGCGACAAUGCAGCCGGCAUUUCGGCACUUCAGACCACAGGCAGUAAGAAAUCGAGUCGAUCACUGAGCAAACGUGUAGCGAGUACCGACCGACUCGUGUUUUCAUCGAUUUCUCCUGAUUAUUGCUUACCGGAUCCUUCUCUGGGCUCGGUCGGAACUCAAGGAAGGGAGUGCGACAAAGAUAGCACGGGUUCGUCGGGCUGUCGAUCAAUGUGUUGUGGGCGUGGCUACGUCAGCGAGAUCGUCGUGCAGACGUUCAAAUGCAACUGCAAGUACUACUGGUGCUGCGAGGUCAAGUGUAAAGUUUGCCGGAAGUUAGUUGAGGUGCAUAAAUGUCGCUGACGAGGUCCUCAAGUUCUGCCGUUUUUUAUGUGUAGUCUGUGCGUGUAUGUGUGUAUGUGUGUACGUGCGGUAUGUGUACGUGCGUUUGUGUGCACGCACGUUUGUGUGAUAUUAUAUGAGUUUGUGUCUGUUUGGAUGUUGUCUUUGGACGUAUAUACAAUUUUUUUUCAGUGCACGUACAUGUGUGUGCGUGUAUCUUCUCGUGUGUGGAAGUGUGGCAACUUUGAAGGAAUGAAUGUUUGCGCUUGCUAGUUCGUGCAUAUAUCUAUAUGGGUAAAUGAAUGAGAUACUAUGAGAUGAACAGACUAGUUAUUUAUUGACUUACUUUCAAUUUUUGAACAAUUAAACGUGCAAUGUUGUAAAUUUAUACUUUAGCAUCGAGUGAGAAAGAGAAAGAGAGAGAUAACAAAACUAAUUUAUUACCGAUUACAAAUAACCCACAAUCCAAACAUAUAUAUUUAUUUACACACGCAUACAUCCAUAAAACACAUAAAUAUUCUUAUCUUCAUUUGUCACACACUUACACACAACGCAUACAAACACAUAUACGCACGCACAAUCAAAAAUCAGUUUAGAUUGAUUCUUAUUCUAGAUGUUUUUCUGUUUCGUUUCGUAUUAGUAUUAUAAUUUUUGAUCAUAAUAAAGAAAAUUUUUGUCAAAUAAUUGUU
Helobdella robusta is the source of this 1731-nucleotide messenger RNA. RefSeq lists its product as hypothetical. Gene Ontology annotation, biological process: cell fate commitment; canonical Wnt signaling pathway; multicellular organism development. Gene Ontology annotation, molecular function: frizzled binding; cytokine activity. The transcript has 6 exons. The record is from RefSeq and is a predicted model, not a curated record. Lineage: Eukaryota; Metazoa; Annelida; Clitellata; Rhynchobdellida; Glossiphoniidae. Gene Ontology annotation, cellular component: extracellular region. Bases 155 to 1063 code for a protein of 302 amino acids.